UCGGAGAGAGUAUUGGCAUGAUGAGCAUUGCUUUACUAUUUUGACAAGCCAUAUUACAGCGCUACUUUGGAACCUGGUUGGAAGCUAAUCAAUCUGUUUGAACUUUUAUUCACAAGACAUAAACCAGACGGGGAGAAGAAGUAGUUGGACUAAUUAGCCUACUAACCCAAAUUAAUAACCUAACUGUAAACUGACACAACAAGCUACGUAUACGUUUUCAUCUUUUUCAAUCCGAAAGGGUUUUUGCUUCUGGACAUGUGAAUCAAAGGAGUUACUGCGAACCCCUGAAAAUGAAGUUACUAGCAUCGGUUCUUUGUUGCUUCGGCUUUCUGCUCACUUCUGCGAUGUUUCGGACGAGCUCUUCACAAGCAGCAUGCCUAGAUCAUGGAAAUGAAAGACAAACAGGGGAGUACCUCUCCACACUUUGAAAAGAGUGUCAAAUGAUGUAGCAGAGCAGGGGAAGUCAAUCAGAUCAGUUGCAAAGUUGUAUGGCAUAUGUCAUGUGACGCUGUACAGAUUCUGCAAAGAGAUAAACAAGCUACUGGAGAAGAGGUUGAAAGAACUUCCUCAUUUAGGCUACCGUGGGAACAGGGUCUUUAUGGAUGAGCAGGAGCGUUAUCCGAAUAUCUCUUGAGAGCAGCUGAUAUAUGCCCACUGUGCCCAUUGCUAUACAGCCCACGUCUCCAGCUGCCAUCCAGCCCACUGUGCCCAUUGCUAUACAGCCCACGUCUCCAGCUGCCAUCCAGCCCACUGUGCCCAUUGCUAUACAGCCCACGUCUCCAGCUGCCAUCCAGCCCACUGUGCCCAUUGCUAUACAGCCCACGUCUCCAGCUGCCAUCCAGCCCACUGUGCCUAUUGCUAUACAGCCCACGUCUCCAGCUGCCAUCCAGCCCACUGUGCCCAUUGCUAUACAGCCCACGUCUCCAGCUGCCAUCCAGCCCACUGUGCCCAUUGCUAUACAGCCCACGUCUCCAGCUGCCAUCCAGCCCACUGUGCCCAUUGCUAUACAGCCCACGUCUCCAGCUGCCAUCCAGCCCACUGUGCCCAUUGCUAUACAGCCCACGUCUCCAGCUGCCAUCCAGCCCACUGUGCCCAUUGCUAUACAGCCCACGUCUCCAGCUGCCAUCCAGCCCACUGUGCCCAUUGCUAUACAGCCCACGUCUCCAGCUGCCAUCCAGCCCACUGUGCCCAUUGCUAUACAGCCCACGUCUCCAGCUGCCAUCCAGCCCACUGUGCCCAUUGCUAUACAGCCCACGUCUCCAGCUGCCAUCCAGCCCACUGUGCCCAUUGCUAUACAGCCCACGUCUCCAGCUGCCAUCCAGCCCACUGUGCCCAUUGCUAUACAGCCCACGUCUCCAGCUGCCAUCCAGCCCACUGUGCCCAUUGCUAUACAGCCCAUGUCUCCAGCUGCCAUCCAGCCCACUGUGCCCAUUGCUUACAGCCCACGUCUCCAGCUGCCAUCCAGCCCACGUCUCCAGCUGCCAUCCAGCCCACGUCUCCAGCUGCCAUCCAGCCCACGUCUCCAGCUGCCAUCCAGCCCACGUCUCCAGCUGCCUCCCAGCCCACGUCUCCAGCUGCCUCACAGCCCACGGUCUCCAGCUGCCUCACAGCCCACGUCUCCAGCUGCCUCACAGCCCACGGUCUCCAGCUGCCUCCCGGCCCACGUCUCCAGCUGCCUCCCGGCCCACGUCUCCAGCCGCCUCCCGGCCCACGUCUCCAGCCGCCUCCCGGCCCACGUCUCCAGCCGCCUCCCGGGCCACCUCUCCAGCCGCCUCCCGGGCCACCUCUCCAGCCGCCUCCCGGGCCACCUCUCCAGCCGCCUCCCGGGCCAACUCUCCAGCCAUCUCCCGGGCCACCUCUCCAGCCGCCUCCCGGGCCACCUCUCCAGCCGCCUCCCGGGCCACCUCUCCAGCCGCCUCCCGGGCCAGCUCUCCAGCCGCCGUCCGGGCCAGCUCUCCAGCCGCCGUCCGGGCCACCUCUCCACCUGCCGUCCGGGCCACCUCUCCACCUGCCGUCCGGGCCACCUUUCCAGCUGCCUUCCGGGCCACUUCACAAGGCAGCUGUGUAUCAGGCUGUGGAUGGGAAACAUCUGAUUACUCUUCUGAUUUCAACCUAGUUGAUAUAUGCCCCUUCCCAAAAGCAGAGCCCAGGAAAAUUACAAGUGGUAGGAAGAGGAGAAAAACUGUGAUUUUGACGGAUACACCCAUCAGGCAGGCACUGGAAGAAGAGCAUAAAAAGUCCGGCACUCAGAAGGCAAAAAUGUAAAUAGUCCUGUCUAAAAAAAACAGCAGGAAAGAAGCAAGCCAAGACAAACAACACUGAACAACAACAAAAAACUGUCCUUCGUAAGAAAACAGCCAAAACAAAGUACAUUGAACCAGAAGAUUCAGAUUCCUCCAACGAGGAAAGUUUCCGCAUUGUGUGCAUGGAGCACUUUAACAAUUCCAAGUACAAAGUCUGGGUGCAGUGUUGGGAAUGCAGAUAAUGGGCCCACCAAGCCUGUAACGCAGGACAGCCAUACCACUGUCACCAUAGAGGUGGGUGAAGGAAGGACGGCUCACAAUAAUGGCUGGAACAGAGGAAAUGGAAUGGCAUCAAAUACUUGGAAACCAUGUGUUUUGUUUUAUUUGUUACCAUUCCACCCAUUCCGCUCCAGCCAUUACCACAUCCCAUCCUCCACAACUAAGGUGCCACCAACCUCCUGUGCAUUGUCACAAUUGUGACUCUGAUUAAGUGAACAUGUCCAACAUUCAGUCAGACAGACAGACACCACAAACGUUCAGGUGUUUAGUUUAAUUGUUGUUUGGUUGAGAAAGACCAUUUAGUGGAGGGUAAAAUAAUAAACAUUUUAUUAUUUAUAUUUAUUAUUAUUUAUGCCAAACAAAAUGUUAAACAUGACAAUGUUGCUCUCAUGAUCUCAAUAAAGGCGUUCAAUAAUUA
Messenger RNA from Salvelinus namaycush (lake trout), 2940 nucleotides. RefSeq names its product proteoglycan 4-like. The transcript has 2 exons. NCBI's taxonomy places the organism in Eukaryota, Metazoa, Chordata, Actinopteri, Salmoniformes, Salmonidae. The coding region runs from base 648 to 2093 and encodes 481 amino acids. The record is from RefSeq and is a predicted model, not a curated record.